Molecule: messenger RNA, 771 nt
Organism: Sparassis crispa
Lineage: Eukaryota; Fungi; Basidiomycota; Agaricomycetes; Polyporales; Sparassidaceae
Exons: 6
Coding region: 1-771 (256 amino acids)
Biological process (GO): proteolysis
Molecular function (GO): tripeptidyl-peptidase activity; serine-type endopeptidase activity
Source: RefSeq, a predicted model, not a curated record
AUGGUGUCUCAACGAGGACAAUAUCUGGGGUCGGUGCAGAAUAUAUCGGAAGCUUCGGAUGUCCAACAGCUGGGUGUAAUAAAGAGACCAGAUCUAAAGGAGGGGCGGUGUGCAUCUCCACACGAAAUACAUCUGCUUCAACAGGGUCCAGAGCAACGAGGUAUAGCUCUGGAGUGUUCAAAGAAGGACGAUCAACGUCCGACGUUCCCCUCAACCUGCCCGUACAUUACGAGUGUCGGCGCCACUCAGGUCAACCCAAAUUCCACGGUUCCCGAGCCUGAAAGCGCGUGCGAGCAAGUGAUCUACUCCAGCGGAGGAUGGUCGAACGUGUUCGCCAUGCCGUCGUACCAGAAGACAGCAGUCGAGUCAUACCUCGCGAACUAUCCCCCACCGUACCCUGCUGACAUCUGGAACUCGACCGGCACGUCGCGUGCAUUCCCCGACAUCUCUGCGAAUGGUGCAAACUACGUCGUCGCCAUCCAGGGCGAAUACAUGUUGGUCUACGGAACCUCAUGCUCUUCCCCGGUCUCAGCCGCCAUCCUCUCCGCCGUUAAUGACGCUCGCCUUGCUGUCGGAAAGGGUCCGAUGGGCUUCAUCAACCCUGCGAUCUACACGCCCCGCGGCAUGGAAGCGUUCAAUGACAUUACGACUGGCACGAAUCCAGGCUGCGGCACUGUGGGGUUCUAUGCUGAGCGAGGCUGGGACCCUGUUACGGGCGUUGGCACGCCCAACUUCCCGAAAUUGCUCGAGCUUUUCCUCUCGCUGCCGUAG